AUGAAUAAUAUUCUUUCCGUUCUCAAGGAAAUCCUCAAGGAGAAAAGGAGUCCAUGUUUUGACGAUUUUGCUUCUGACGAACUCAUUUUAUGGCGAAAUACGGUUGAAGAAACUUUUCACGACCUCAGAGAAAAAAAUAUUCAAGUUGUAUUCGGAACUCCUGCAUCAGCACGGAGUUACUAUAAGAUGCAAGUCGACAUGACUGCCUUGAUCUGUGAUGCUCUCAUUCAAUCAUUCGAUACCGUUCCAAGUCAAGUGGAUGAUCUUAAACCUCUUUAUGAUGCGCCACUUAUUCGAAAAUUGCCCGUAUCUUUUUACGAAGAAAAAAAAUUUCCUCAGGUUGCAGAAUUUAUCAAAACAAGUGAUGAUGAAUGUGGAAGUAUUCUAGCAAACAACAAUUUGAAAAGCAGAACUUAG
Molecule: messenger RNA, 417 nt
Organism: Funneliformis caledonium
Lineage: Eukaryota; Fungi; Glomeromycota; Glomeromycetes; Glomerales; Glomeraceae
Source: the annotation of a GenBank genome assembly